AUGCAUUUUGCCCAUAAGGUUUCCUCAUGGAGUCUGUGCCUUGCGACGUGCGCUACAGCAACUUUGGCCUCCAUCGCUGUUCCCGCCUCCUCAGCUUCGGUCAAACCUCAGACAGUUGUCGGGCCUCAAAUUUCAUCGACACCGUCCCCUGCAGUCAACUCACAAGGUGCUCUUCCCGCACCAAUCCCAGCCGCGAAUCUUCCCUGUGUCGCUCAGAAUCUAACGGCAGAUACUUGGAAUCGUCUAAAAAUUGACAAGUAUCUGGCGGAGUAUCCCGGCGGUCAUACCCUCUCACUAGAACAAUACGCAGAUUCAACAGGCGCCCAAAAUUUCCGAUGCGGGAUUGAGGAAUACUGCACCAGUGGUCAAAUAUGCAAUCCUGUUGCUGCCCCAGACUGGUAUGUACUGGUAGCCGCCCAGGAGUGGAACAAUUGCAUGAACUCUGUCUUCAAGGCUGUUCAUUUCUCAGUUACCACCGUCCAAGGCAUGAUAACCCUGAUGGUCACAGGCUUAGCCGAGCAGAAUAUUCAAGCCCAUGAGAUUGCUUUUGGCAUAGGCGCUAUGACAGCUUUACUAACUUCUGCAGCUGCAAUCGUGGGCAUUGGAGCGGCAGCACUAUUCCUGGCCGGCUUUAUUGGCGCGUUGGCCCCGAUCGCCGCGGCUGCCGGAUACACCGUAGUAGUGGCAGCUCCAACCGCACUUACAGGUUUUGCAGCAAGCUCACUCUUGGCCAACAAACCGUCAGACAAGAAGAGUUUCAUCAAGUGGGCAUCUGUCGGCAAUCUGUUUUCGCAAUGGGAAAUCCACAUGCAAUCUAUGAUCACCAAUACCACUCAAACCGUCAUCAGCUCCCCUAUCAGCUCGAACACUGGAAUCAGUAGUGUACUGCGAAACGGGGCCUUCUUGUUUGAGAGCCAAACGAAGUCGACCUCCGACCUACAAACCGAUUAUGAAACGGUUUUACAAGCCAGGUCCCUCAACUUGGUUCUACGAGCCAUGGGAGCUUUUGUAACCAGAGGCAGUGACGUGUGCAAUGGCAAAGGAACCAACGGAGCCUGGGGAGGAAAAGGCAACUUAUCGUACUGCGGACCGGACAAAGUAAUGAUGAACAUUGUGCUUGCACGAGGUGACAGAACUCAGAACAAGAUCCAAAACGCUAGAUUUAUCGCUACUAAAUUCGGAUUCACAACCGAGUACAUCGUAACUCAAUCGUGGAAUUGCCAGCAGAAGUACAAGCAAUUCGAAUUCGAUCCCUACCAUAACGCUCCUUUGCCCUCAGACGCCAAUGCGGACUGCGUCAUGAACCUCCCGGUUUGCGACUUGACAGACGAGAGAAUAAACCAAGCGCGACAUGGCAACCAUCACCACACAACCAAGGCAUGCAGAAGCCAGGGUGGUCUGCCUAUCUGAGGAAUUACUGACAAUGCCAAAUUUUCCUGUUGGGAUGUUCAUUUUGUGAUUUGGUUUGAGAGAUAACCCGAACCCGCAUGCUAAUAUAUUCCCUCAGCUUCUGUUGUUUUUAUUUUCCUGAUUCCUGUUGCUCCUGGUGUGAUAAUACGAAGUUGAAUCAUUACUUAUUCGCAAUUCUCAGGUGAAAGUGGUAAGAAAAAAACA
Molecule: messenger RNA, 1614 nt
Organism: Puccinia graminis f. sp. tritici CRL 75-36-700-3
Lineage: Eukaryota; Fungi; Basidiomycota; Pucciniomycetes; Pucciniales; Pucciniaceae
Exons: 10
Coding region: 1-1410 (469 amino acids)
Source: RefSeq, a predicted model, not a curated record